AGGAAUUUGACCAUGUUGUCCUGUCUCAGAGAACAAACACAUCUAUUGUGGGCCUAGCCUGGGUUCCUGCCUUUGAAAAUAAGGAAAGGUCAGUAGAUAACAGCAGAAGAGAAGUCUAAUUUCAAGAUUUUAUGAACAACAAGAACCACAUGGACUUCUCUGAGGAAGAUUGAACUGGCCUGAGUUCAAGGGAAAGGAUCAGGUAAUGUGUGCCCAACCUGUAACUAACACCAAGGAGGUCAGGUGGCAGAAGGUCUUGUAUGAACGGCAGCCCUUCCCUGAUAACUUUGUGGACUGGCGGUUCCUGGAAGAGCUCCAGAAAAACAUCUAUGCUCGAAAAUACCAAUAUUGGGCUGUGGUGUUUGAGUCCAGUGUGGUGAUACAACAGCUGUGCAGUGUCUGUGUUUUUGUGGUCAUCUGGUGGUAUAUGGACGAGGGUCUUCUGGCCCCUCACUGGCUCUUUGGAACUGCCCUGGCACCUUCACUGAUGGGUUACAUCUUGUUCGAUCUUAUUGAUGGAGGCGAAGGGCGGAGGAAGAGCGGGCGGACCCGGUGGGCUGACCUGAAGAGUGCCCUGGUCUUCAUUGCUUUCACUUACGGCUUUUCCCCAGUGCUGAAGACCCUGACAGGGUCCGUUAGCACUGACACCAUCUAUGCCAUGUCAGUCUUCAUGCUGUUGGGCCACCUCAUCUUCUUCGACUAUGGGGCCAAUGCCGCCAUUGUAUCCAGCACACUGUCCUUGAACAUGGCCAUCUUCGCUUCUGUCUGCCUGGCUUCGCGUCUUCCCCGGUCUGUGCACGCCUUUGUCAUGGUGACAUUUGCCAUCCAGAUUUUUGCACUGUGGCCCAUGUUACAGAAGAAACUGAAAGCCUGUACUCCCCGCAGCUACGUGGGCGUCACGCUGCUUUUUGCGUUUUCAGCCUUGGGAGGCCUGCUGUCCAUCAGUGCUGUGGGAGCCAUACUCUUUGCUCUUCUGCUGGUUUCCAUCUCAUGUCUCUGCCCUUUCUACCUCAUUCGCCUGCAGCUUUUCAAAGAAAACAUUCAUGGACCUUGGGAUGAAGCUGAAAUCAAAGAAGACUUGUCCAGGUUCCUCAGCUAAGUUAGGGACCCCCGUUACACUAUUAAGGCAAGCUGACAGACUGGCAUCCUAACCAACAUAAAGUUGGAAGGCAGAGCCCAUUGUGGAAGCAGCAGCCUGAUGAUGUGGAUGAGAACAGAUCAGAAGAAAAAUUCAACAAAG
This is a messenger RNA of Sciurus carolinensis (gray squirrel), 1240 nucleotides long. Its product is annotated as phosphatidylinositol N-acetylglucosaminyltransferase subunit C-like. Gene Ontology annotation, biological process: GPI anchor biosynthetic process. The transcript has a single exon. The record is from RefSeq and is a predicted model, not a curated record. Bases 206 to 1099 code for a protein of 297 amino acids. Lineage: Eukaryota; Metazoa; Chordata; Mammalia; Rodentia; Sciuridae. Gene Ontology annotation, cellular component: membrane; glycosylphosphatidylinositol-N-acetylglucosaminyltransferase (GPI-GnT) complex.